AUGAGCAUCGCGGUCCUGGCGCCUACCUUGACCAAAACAAAGCGCCGCGAACCGCUGGGGACGAUAGGAAUGGCGGCUUCUCAGGCGCAAUCGCGUCCCGCGCCCGCGUCUGGUGGAGCCGGCGGAGGCAAAGGGGAACGACGGACUACACGCAAUAGCGCGAGUAAACAGGGGCUAGAGGAGUUCACGAACGAGGGUAAACGCAAAGCUGGUAUGUGUUACAAUACGGACAAUGGGAGUUUGAGUAUUAUGAACCGAGUAUUGACCCCCCUUUCUAUUGUGACAGAUUAUGUGGAGGACGCAGACGGAUUUCAGUUUUCUAUUGUACCAACCAAAAAGUCUCGGCCAUCGCUCGAAGCCGUUCCCGAAGUUUCUCAUUCAGAUGUGGAAAAUGCGCCUCCAAAGUCAACACCGCGCAGAGGACGACCUCCGAAGAAGCGAACCGUGGAGAAUGCAGGUGCAGGCGUGGUGCCGGUGAAGGGACAAUCCACCGAACUCCCGACAAGGAAAACCACCAGGGGGGCAGUGAACGCGGCAGACGCCGAGCAAGAACCUCAACAAGAGAAUGCGACACGCUCAUCACGGACACGUGAACCACUCGAAGAUCAACCUAAGAAACAGCGCAAGAGGGGGCGACCCUCAAAACCUAAACCUGCUGAACAGAACGGUUUCAAGUCUCCUGACCCACCACCUGCUGGUACCAAAAUUGCUCUACCAUUGGCCGACACUCCAGUCAUUCAGCGGAAUAAGGAGCUGAGAGGGGAUAAAUCGGGCAAGGGCCGGCGGCGAAGCAGCUUGGAUCUGCGGGGCCGGAGAGCCAGUGACUUGAUUGACUCGGGUGCUUCUAACGCAUUACCUCAUCGAGAGGUCAGCACGGCUGAUUUCUAUAAACACAUCGCAGACGGGGGUCUUCCUGAGCCGCGCAGGAUGCGACAGCUUUUAGUCUGGUGUGCAACACGUGCGCUAGGAGAUAAGCGCUCCGGCUCUCACUCUGACGAUCAGAGUGCGCGAUUAGCAGCCCGUUGGAUCCAAGACGAGUUACUCAAAGACUUCUCGACGAACUCGGAGCUUUCAAAUUGGUUUGGCCGUGAAGACGUGAACCCCCCAACAGUUGUUGUUAAGAAGCCGAAUCCGAGGAACGUGCAAAAUGCGGAAAAAAUCAAGGACCUAGAAGAGCAAAUACAAAGGCUUCGAAAGGAGGGACAUGCUCUCAAUGCACUUUCUCUAAAACCCCCUAUGCGCCGCAUCGGUUUAAAGAUCCCUGAUCCCUCUGAUCAACCAACAUCAGAACAACAUCCCUAUCAUAACUCUUAUCAGAUCGACCCCUCUCUUCUCGACCCCUCACAACAAUCUAUACUCGCAUCAUUGAAACCUCCACAAAACCCCCGAUCUCAACCAGAAGAGGCAUCUUCAUCUACAAUCCGAACACCAAUGUCUCCAUCGGCCGUCUCUUCCCGUCUUUCCCGCAUUACCACUGGUCUUGCGCCAACACUGGAUAACUUUGCGGCCGGUAUUCAUGAUAUCGAGAUGUAUAGGACGACCGCAGACGCAGUCUCGUCUCGUAUCCUGCGCACAUGUGCACAGCGUCUCGAAGAGCGUGACGCGUUCAACACCCAGCAACGCCUCGCAAUUGAAGGCGGUGAUGACGAGCAGCGGCCAUCGUCUCAACGAGACGAACGGCCCCGGGAAGAUAUCGGCCUUAUCCUGGGGGCACUCAGUCGAGUCGAAAGGCGGUGA
Penicillium atrosanguineum is the source of this 1737-nucleotide messenger RNA. RefSeq names its product Mis12-Mtw1 family protein. The transcript is spliced from 4 exons. The coding region runs from base 1 to 1737 and encodes 578 amino acids. The record is from RefSeq and is a predicted model, not a curated record. Gene Ontology annotation, cellular component: MIS12/MIND type complex. Lineage: Eukaryota; Fungi; Ascomycota; Eurotiomycetes; Eurotiales; Aspergillaceae. Gene Ontology annotation, biological process: cell division; mitotic sister chromatid segregation.